This is a messenger RNA of Esox lucius (northern pike), 3403 nucleotides long. RefSeq names its product SMAD family member 1 (gene smad1). The coding region runs from base 288 to 1709 and encodes 473 amino acids. Gene Ontology annotation, cellular component: heteromeric SMAD protein complex. Gene Ontology annotation, molecular function: RNA polymerase II cis-regulatory region sequence-specific DNA binding; I-SMAD binding; DNA-binding transcription factor activity, RNA polymerase II-specific. The record is from RefSeq and is a predicted model, not a curated record. Lineage: Eukaryota; Metazoa; Chordata; Actinopteri; Esociformes; Esocidae. Gene Ontology annotation, biological process: anatomical structure morphogenesis; SMAD protein signal transduction; regulation of transcription by RNA polymerase II. The transcript has 7 exons.
GUGCGACGGCCCGCGACUCCCUGACGCCAGUGCGAGUAGACCGGACCCGCGACAGGCAGCUGUGUAGCAUGGAAUCUUUGGGAGCAAGCUUGAUAGUGGCAUAUAAGGCGUCCGGUUGAGUUAUUCUAUCCUGAAGCUUUUGAGGAACGAGUAGUAAUCACCUGGCCGCGGAAAUCGUCUGUACCUUUGACGAACGCCACAGCCUCUUGAGCCUUGGUGGGCCACUCGUCCAUCCAGUCGCACUCGACCGCCAAAUAACCAUCGUCUUUUCAGCGACGAACGCCGCCAUGAACGUCACCUCGCUCUUCUCCUUCACCAGCCCGGCCGUCAAGCGCCUCCUCGGCUGGAAACAGGGCGACGAGGAGGAAAAGUGGGCGGAGAAAGCCGUCGACGCGCUGGUGAAGAAGCUGAAGAAGAAGAAGGGGGCAAUGGAGGAGCUGGAGAGGGCACUGAGCUGCCCCGGGCAGCCCAGCAACUGCGUCACCAUCCCCAGAUCUCUGGACGGGCGUCUCCAGGUGUCCCACAGGAAGGGACUGCCCCAUGUGAUCUACUGCCGGGUGUGGCGCUGGCCCGACCUUCAGUCGCACCAUGAGCUGAAGGCCCUGGAGUGCUGCGAGUACCCAUUCGGCUCCAAGCAGAAGGAUGUUUGCAUCAACCCCUACCACUACAAGAGAGUGGACAGUCCCGUGCUGCCCCCAGUUUUGGUGCCGCGCAACAGCGAGUUCAACGCCAAACACAGCAUGCUGCCGCGCUUCCGCAACCCGCUGCAUCAGAACGAACCCCACAUGCCCCAGAACGCAACUUACCCGGAGUCCUUCUCCCAAGCCAACACCCAGAUGAACUUCCCCCCGACGCAGACGCACUCGCCCGGGGUCAACAGCUAUCCCAGCUCCCCUGGCAGCGGGGGCAGUGCCACGUUCCCCCACUCCCCCGCCAGCUCUGACCCGGGCAGCCCGUUCCAGAUGCCAGAAACCCCGCCUCCAGCCUACAUGCCCCCAGAGGAGCAGAUGACACAGGACUGCCCCCAGCCCAUGGACACGAACCUGAUGGUCCCCGCGUUGCCCCUGGAGAUCAGCAACAGGCCAGAUGUGCAGCCGGUUGCCUAUGAGGAGCCCAGGCACUGGUGCUCUAUAGUGUACUACGAGCUCAACAACCGGGUUGGCGAGGCCUUCCAGGCCUCCUCCACCAGCGUCCUGGUCGACGGCUUCACCGACCCGUCCAACAGCCGCAACCGCUUCUGCCUGGGCCUGCUGUCCAACGUCAACCGCAACUCGACCAUAGAAAACACCCGGCGGCACAUCGGCAAAGGGGUCCAUCUCUACUAUGUGGGUGGGGAGGUGUACGCCGAGUGUCUGAGCGACAGCAGCAUCUUCGUCCAGAGUCGGAACUGCAACUACCACCACGGCUUCCACCCCACCACCGUCUGCAAGAUCCCCAGCGGCUGUAGCCUGAAGAUCUUCAACAACCAGGAGUUCGCCGAGCUGCUCGCCCAGUCCGUCAACCACGGCUUCGAGGCCGUCUACGAGCUCACCAAGAUGUGCACCAUCCGCAUGAGCUUUGUCAAGGGCUGGGGUGCAGAGUAUCAUCGCCAGGAUGUAACUAGCACCCCCUGCUGGAUAGAGAUACACCUGCACGGACCUCUGCAGUGGCUAGACAAGGUGCUCACCCAGAUGGGCUCUCCCCACAACCCCAUCUCCUCUGUGUCGUAGACUCAACUGUACCCGGGCCCCAGGGCCAUCCAAACCCAGCAUUUAGGUUCCGAUGGCGGGACGGGGUGGGUGGGUAUUCAGGGUUGGGCGUCAUUUCAAGUCAGGAGGUGAACUGAUAUUCCACGUUUUCCUCAUUAAAAAGCAUUGGAAUUUCGGUUGCUGUAUUGACUGACGUGACUCGACCCCAGCCCCGGCGGGUUCGUACUCUACUUGAAGGAGUGUGUCUGAAAUUGGGCACACUGCAGACCGGCAUGGGGAGCGAGGCGAGGGAAGCUUCUGGAAGAUACUUGAUCUUUGUGACCAACUGUAAUAAUCAGAUCAUUAUAAUUCAUCAUCAGUAAAACAAUACGCAAAGUAUCCUCCUCACCUGGGCUCAUUUUCAAAAAGUCUCAGAGUGGGAAUAUUCUUUUUGGGGGGGAUCCAUUUGGCCUUUGUGAACAUAGUGAGUAACAUGGAAAGUAGGGGAGCUGUCUCUAGAUCAGCACUCUGACCCUAAGACUUGAAUGUGAGUCCCUGAUAUUCUUCUGUCAGUUUUCCUCUGUUUUGUUUUCCUCUCCUCCUCUCCUUAGGUUUACAUAGCAGUAUUCCAUUGGAAACCCAAUGUAACCAGUUCCAUAGGUUGUUACAACUAUAAUAAACAUGUACAGAAUUUUAAGGACAGGAGGACGACCAAUAUGGGUGAAUAAAACACAUACAUGUAGAAUCAUUAUGUUUCUUACAAACAUAUUUAGAAUGUAUGGAAAUACUGAGGUCAGUAAAUAUUAUUCUCCCCCAGAAUUCUAAGAAUGUUAUUUUAUAGGUUUUUGGCCAAUGAAAAUGUAGCAAAAACUUUGGAGAAAAAGAAACCUAUGAAAGAAAAUCCCUUUAGAUAAUGUAUAAACCCGGCCAUGAUAAGAAUUCAGAAGAGGGCAUCAAAUGGAGUGGGGGGGAGGGUUAAUGUGGGAUUGCGGGGCGUAAAAUAAGAAAAGAGAAAAAAAGUACAUAAAUAUUGCUGUUCUUGUGUUACAACUGAAUUAAAUGAUUAGUGUUUUAGGUAUACUCACCAUUAGAGUAAAGUGCAGUGCAGUCCGUUUUGCAAAGCGUAGUUUGGUUUAGCGUAGCAAAUGACCGUUUGGCUGGAUUAGGUAGUGAUUGGAGAUUUACACAGAACAGAGACCGGGACAUUAGGAUAGUUCACUUAAUGCCUAGCUGUGUGCUGCACAGCAAAAAAAAUAGUAGUUUGUCAACUGCAGUGUCACAUUAAGGACUUCUCUGUGGCAUUGUAUUGCAUCAACUCAGCAGAACUUUCUAAAAGACAGCUAUUAAACAAUGUUUUAUUUGUGCCUGUGCCUGUUACAUUUUGGCAUCUUUUGGCAUAAUUUGUUGACUGAAAAAAAGGUAUCAGUUUCAUUGCUGAGUACUGAUGGCCAUAAAUGUUUUUAUUGUUUAGUGAAAAUGCAGAAAAUGCUUUUUUGCCUUUCAAUUAUUUUAUGCUUAGAAAACCCCCUCCGCUAUUAAACUGUUGUAUUAUUUUUUUCUUCCUUUUUUGAAAGUUUUCAGUUGUUUCUUGUUAUCUGCACUUUGUCGUAUUGUUCUCUCUUUGUUUUGUGUUUUUCUUUGUGCUGUUUUUGCUGAGUAGUACUCCCAGAAAGCAGUUUUAUUCCAUGAAUAUCAAGUCUCUACUGGAAGAUUCAAUAAAUAAAGUUGUUUCAUUA